AUGUAUCCCGUAACUGGCCUUUUAGGAAACGCUCGCGAUCUCGUUGAGAUUAUCGAAUGGGCCGCUGUCGUCCUGGAUGAAGAACAUUGGGAUGGCGAUGUAAAGCAGACUAUUCGUGAAGAGGUCCUCGUCCUUGCGAAAGCGUUUGAUAGUGUGGAAGGCGCUCAUACCCGCGAGUUUUCGCUGAAGGGUACCAAGACCGCAAAGCGUGUGAGUCAUCAUUAUAACUAA
This is a messenger RNA of Aspergillus luchuensis, 231 nucleotides long. RefSeq lists its product as uncharacterized. The record is from RefSeq and is a predicted model, not a curated record. NCBI's taxonomy places the organism in Eukaryota, Fungi, Ascomycota, Eurotiomycetes, Eurotiales, Aspergillaceae. The coding region runs from base 1 to 231 and encodes 76 amino acids. The transcript is spliced from 2 exons.